AUGAAACUCACUAAAAACGAGCCUCAUGUAAAGAACUAUCGACCGCAGGUUCUGGUGUUGAGUGGAGCACCUCACGAGAGACCGUCCCUACUCCAGCUGGCUUACAGCAUUACUCGUGGAACAAGUUUGUUAGUGUGCGGAAACGUUGUACAUGAAGCGAGCUCCGCUGAGCCUAGCAAGCAGCUGGCUACAGCCCGUCGUAUUGAAGAAAUGUCGCAGGCAGUACUACAAAGGCAACAUAUCAAAGGAAUUUGUAAGGUCGUGUCGUCGCACCGUCACUGGAUGCGGUAG
Cooperia oncophora is the source of this 291-nucleotide messenger RNA. NCBI's taxonomy places the organism in Eukaryota, Metazoa, Nematoda, Chromadorea, Rhabditida, Trichostrongylidae. The record is from the annotation of a GenBank genome assembly.